GUUGUGCGCGACCGCUAUUUCGUGCUUUUUUUCCACUAUAUUCAAUGGGCACCAACGUGAAGUAAAAUGAAAAGUUUGUGGAACUUUUAGUUAUCGUCAGGCCAAACGUCGGAUACGUGUUGUCCUCAUUCGACUAUAAAUAACGCAUUGGAGAGCGCACUAUGAGGCCAGUGUGCUGUGGUCUCUCUCUCUGAAGCUCUCUCUGCUAACAGGUGGAUUUCGGAUAUUUCCUUAAGGUAUCUGAGGCCUCAUCAUGCCAGUCCCCCCACCGCCUCCCCUGGCUCCCCUUCCUCCACCGCCGCCCAGCGCUGCCCUGCCACCGUGUCCGUCGGAGCCUCUUAAGCUCCAGUCUGGUGGAGGAGGAGGAGGAGGAGGAGGAGGAGGAGGAGGAGGAGGAAGGAAUGCCCUGUUGGCCGACAUCCAGAAAGGAGCCCGGCUCAAGAAAGUCACACAGGUCAACGACCGCAGUGCCCCCGCCGUCGAUAAGCCCAAGGCCAGCACUGGAGAUGUAUCCAGCAGUGUUACUGCUUCCCAGGGCUCAUCAGGAGGGACGGCACCCAUGGCACCCUCACUGGGUGGGCUGUUUGCUGGAGGGUUCCCCACUCUCAGGCCUAUAGGACAAAGAGACCCAGCCAGCAAGACCCCAGUGUCCCGAUCGAGCUCCUCGGUCUCCGUAAAGCCUCUGUGGAACCCCCCCACGCCAGCAGACACGAGCAGCGUCUCCGAGCCUCACAGGACGGCGGAGCACCGAGGCUCCGUCCACCGUCCGCUCGCGCCCUCGUCCUCUGCACCUCCCUCCCCCUCUCACAGCGGCAAGCACCCACCUUCUUUCCCCGCUUCCUGUCCCCCACCGCCUCCACCCGCCCCGCCCUCUGCUCCGCCCCCGCCUCCCCCACCCCAGGCCUUCCAUGAGCGGCCGGCCAACAGGCCUCCGCCUCCGCCUCUCCCCUCCUGCCCUCCUCCUCCACCCCCGACCCAAGUCACCAAGCCCACCUGGCUGCCCAUCCAGCACUCCUACCACACCAUCAUCUCCCAGCCCUCUACUCCUCCUCCUCCGCCUCCUCCACCUUUCCAGCCUCCCUCUGCUGUUCCAGGAGACCGCUCCUCCGGUUGUUUCUACCCUCUGCCCCCCUCCCCAGUGCACUCUGAACCUUCUAGGUUCACCAUCCUGCGGGACAGCCCACUGGGACCUCCUCCCCCACCUCCUGCUCCCCCUCUACCAGCUUCUUUCAGCCCCAGCUGCCCGUCCACGCUCCCCCCUCCCCCGCCCAAGGUGGCAGCAGUGCCCUCCCCAGCCAUGCGCUCUCUGCCUCCCUCGUACCCCUGCAACGCUCCAACCCGACGUCCGCCUGCUGUGCCCAGAAGUGCAGCUGUGGGUCGGCUGGCUCCUCCCCCAGCUCCCCCUGCACGUUCUCCCUCUACGGAGCUGUCCUGCCGCAUUCCUCCCCCCCCACCACCACCUCCCCUGCCUCCAUUUAGUCUCAGGAAUGGACACCUGCACAGCCUGGCAGAUGAUUUUGAAUCCAAGUUCCAGUUCCACCCCGUAGAGGACUUCCCCCCUCCCGAUGAAUUCAAGCCUUUUCCUCGGAUCUACCCCAGCAAAGAAAACGGAGUGAACCCCAAACCACCUGGGAUUAGGACACACCUCAGAUGAGUCCAGGCCUCACCCUGUCCUUCAUCCCCCCCCACACACACACACAUAUCAGGCAGUUAGACUCAACCCUCCUCCUGCUCAUGACAAUAACAUAACUGUCAUUGGCUUAUUUGGUUGCAGGCUCUGUGUGUAUGUGUUGUUUGUGUUUAGUGUGUGUGUGUAUGUGAGUGUCAAACAGGGUCCCGUCUUAUACUGACUAUGUGACCUCUGACUUUUUCCAGUGUGGAAUGUUUUGAAUGUGUUUGAGGAGGAGGGCUCUCCCUACUCAUGUUACAUUCACACACACACACACACACACACACACACACACACACACACACAGUGUCUUCCAGCAGUUAUAUUUAACAUGACACUUGACACAAUUUGUAAGCAUUUCAAAGAAUAGCAUAUUUUGAUUUGAUGUCAUGAUCUGUCCCUUUAUACAGUAACACUUUCAAAGUCUGCAUGUAACUCAGAAACAUUCUGAAACACACAGAUAGUAAAGCUCUGUGGUCCAGCAGCAACUACUGUACAAGUAGUUCCUCAAGUGCUUGUAUACAAUGACCGUCUGUAUAUAGCCACCGUUAGCAGACUGUAAAACUCAUCUUAAACUGAAUGUGAAACACUUAGAUAUGCUAACCUCGAGGGUUCAUAUAGUGGUGCGCUCCUGUUUGUGUAAUUAUUUUUUUAAAUGCAUCUGCAAAAGUGUUGAGAAUACACUGACAUUUUAGAAGUAUGGAUGAGUUUUAAGUUACACUGAGGUGUUAUGAAUAAUGAAUGAAUGAGGUUUCCUUUCUCACUGUAUUAACAAAUACUGACACCCGUGAAGACAGUGCCACCUGCUGGUUCAAUGUGUACAGUAUUACAAGGUGUGACCACCAAAUAAACCACAGUAUUUUGUUAAGAAUGUUGACUUUAUUGAUCACAUUGGUUGUAAAAUACGUAAAAAUCAACCCUCACCAGAAUGCGUUUACCCUGAAGAACCGUGAGGCUAUAGAAACUGAACCGUCUAGAGAUUCUAGUGUGUGAAACAUCACUUUGUCCUUUCAGAUAAGUAUUCCAUGGAUUGUAGCUCGUAGAGAGAACUAUUCAUAGUUAGAUAACUGAACUGUCCGAGACACAGUAGGCUAAAUUUGUGAAAGAAUGAGAGAUCAUGUAUGUUGCUUAUGAACAGGGCUGAACAAUAUACCCUUUCAGCAUCAACACUGCUGUCUGCAUGUGCAAUGCACCUUUCUCACGGUUGUUCUCACAUGGCAGACAACUGUCUCUAAUAAUAAUAAUAAUAAUGAUAUUGGCUGCAUUCCAUUUAGGUUUACCAGCGCCAGGGCCUGAGUACUGUGUAUGCUGGUUUACUGGAAGAACAGAAUAUGAAACAAGAGGGAUUAUAUUCUUGGUUACACCUGCUUUUCCUGCCAUGUCAAGAUCACCAAAGUUCACAUUUUCAUGACUUAAUUUAAACUCACAAUCUUAUUAUACAAAUAGACUGGUUUAUCGUACAGAAAAAAAGUAAAGCACUACUUAUUUUCUGAUAGACCCCUAAAAAGUUAAACUACAUUGAUCAGGUUAAUUUUUUUAAGUAAAUAAAGACCAAUAAGGGGAAUUUCACAGCCAAAUUUGGUUAUUGUUAUCUACUCACAUUGCCUGCCCACAGCAUGCAUUGCAACUACAAGCGGAGAUGUUUAAAGACAACAUUUUUGUGGCUGCGUCUAUUUAUUUUGUAUAAGGUGCCAUAUUUCUAACGCUUGAUUUUGAAGUAAUCCAGUAUUUCAGAUUAUUCACUUUUUUGGUAAUCCAAUGGAUUACGUUACUAAUGACAGGAAUUGCCAUAUAAUUUGUGUUCAGUAACUGACGACAUUUCAAAGUAAUUUAAACUAACCAUGUAUGAACAGUGUGCUCUUGUAGAAGAAAACACACAAAAAUGCAAAGAAGCAAAACAUCACCGGGACUGACUGGUUGGCCUCCAAGCUUCACACCAGACCAAAACACUGCCUCUAUAAAAGUGAAAUAAUUUGUUGACAAUAAAACUCUGUGCCAAAAAAUGCCCACCACAAAUCAAUGA
Messenger RNA from Anarrhichthys ocellatus (wolf-eel), 3692 nucleotides. RefSeq names its product WAS/WASL interacting protein family member 3 (gene wipf3). Lineage: Eukaryota; Metazoa; Chordata; Actinopteri; Perciformes; Anarhichadidae. The record is from RefSeq and is a predicted model, not a curated record. The coding region runs from base 254 to 1654 and encodes 466 amino acids. Gene Ontology annotation, molecular function: actin binding. The transcript has 8 exons.